UACAUUGAGUAUACGUUUCAAUCACAAAAACUGUAAACACGUUAAAGUAAUUUAAGUAACUAUAUGUUCUUUUUGUAAACAAAUAAGUAGAUAUAAAAAUAUGAUCUUCUUUAAUAAAAUAAUUAAAUAAUGUGUACGGUGUCCGUCUUUUUUCUAAUUUUAUCAUGUCAAGUAUUCGGAGUACGACGACAAUUGAAUCCUUUUGACCACUACAAAGAGUUCUUGGCAAAGCAAGAAGAAGAGAAAGCUGCUUUAAGACAGUCCGGAUACAAUAAAUCUCAGUUGAAGACUUAUUUUUCGAAAGCUGGAAAACGGAUAGGGCCGAAAAGGACUCUCGAGUACAAUCCCCGAUGGGGCUACGAGCCUUACUGGAAAGGGGGUGACUGGGUGUUCAACAGGUCCAGCAUUAGUUUGGCCAAUGGCACCUGCGGCCACAAGUGUUCCGACAUAUAUAAACAAUACGGCACGGUCUGCGCAGUGACGAACCGGAUAGACUACAGCAAAUGGACUUCCCAUUACUACAAGACCUUUGAAAACAUCUGCGCCGUGCGGAGCUAUGAUUGUUACGACCGCGGAUUGUGGAGAGUCAUCUACCGCGGGAAAUGCCGGGAGGGAUUUACAACAUAUCCUUACCCCACUCCUUCCGUGGGCAACACUGCACCAAAGAGAACAGCUCUACUUCAUAUCGACGUAUACACCAGAGUCGCACUGAACGCGUAUGGGCUGACGAAUGGAGGCUUUGUAGCGAGACGAGUGCGCGGGGCCCGCGCGCCGCCGCUCUCCGGCGGACGCGUCACCAAACCCGACAUCACUCAUCUCCAUAAAAUAUUUCAUUAAUUUACAUGUAAAUUAUUGAAAUAUUUUCUUCGUUAUAACCUACGAUUAUGAGCUUAGAAACGUUAUUUAAAUGGUGAUAAAAACUAAUUUAAAAUUUUCACGUUUCAUCAGUAAUUGCUUAAAACACGCGCGCGUACAUUUUAAUACUGUAGACUCAGAAUUCCAUCGAAAACAUCCGAUCAAUUUUUGAUCACGAUGACUGACUUAAAUUAUAACCAUCCAUCCAUCAAAAACUGCUUUACUCGGUAAUAGCAUAGUAUGUAUGGCACCGAAAAUUUACAACAAAAUUCCAAAUCAAUAUAAAAGCUUAAAUUUAAAUCUAUUUAAAAAGCACCUCAAGUCUUUAUUAACUGAUAAAUGUUAUUAUACUUUAAAUGAUUUCUUUAAUGAUAGACUCGGAUAGAAUUUAGGGCUAGUAUAAGUACAUUAUAAUUCUUUUUUUGUUUUGGAUUUGUAGUGGAUAGCAUGCUCCUCUUUAUUUAUUUAUAUUUGCAUACCUAUAUUCGGUAAAACGUGUAGGUCUAAUUCAUUUUGACUAUUUGUACUCAUGUUUUUGGCAAAUAAAUGUUUUCUUUCUUUCUUUCUAACCAGCGUGGAAUCCAGUGGUGACAAAAAAUCUCAUUUUGUUGAGUCAAUAUCCACCAGAAUACGCCCUCCACCCCACUCGUAUCUUCCCUGACACAGUCCUUCUCUUUGUAACACCAUCCUCUCCCACACAUUCACCUUCAUAAACUAAGCUAUUUACAGUAAUUACCUACUU
Molecule: messenger RNA, 1597 nt
Organism: Plodia interpunctella (Indianmeal moth)
Lineage: Eukaryota; Metazoa; Arthropoda; Insecta; Lepidoptera; Pyralidae
Exons: 5
Coding region: 130-837 (235 amino acids)
Source: RefSeq, a predicted model, not a curated record